AUGAAUGUCCAGAACGCCCUCUCUGAAGAGAAUCUGCAAGCAGAGGAACCCCAAGCGGACGGUCUCCGGCCGUACGAGGACCCGACGAAGCGCUUCGCCAUCCGGGUGCCGGCGGCGUGGGAGCAGCGCGACAAGGCGGGCGCGACGGCACUCUUCGCGAGCCCCGAGCGGCGCGGCGACACCCUGGGCGUGGUGGUGAACCCCGUGCGCGUGCGAUCGCUGCGCGACUUUGGCGACAUUGACCUCGUCGCGACCAGACUGCUGGACGCGGAGCGACGCAAGGAGAGCACCAAGAGCGCAGAGAUCUUGUCUCAGAGAACCAAGGAGCUGGCAGGGGGUAUCCCGCUGUACCAGAUAGAGUACGCACUCGCCAGCACCAGAGGCAGCAAGCGGAUACUAACAGCAGUGACUAUAGCGGAUAGGAAGCUGUACAUUGUUAACAUUGCAGUGGCGGAUUCGGAGAGUGAGCCAGUGGAUCUUACCACCCUGGGAUUGCUCCGCAGAGCUCUGGACUCGUUUGCCCUGCUGGGCUGA
Molecule: messenger RNA, 534 nt
Organism: Closterium sp. Yama58-4
Lineage: Eukaryota; Viridiplantae; Streptophyta; Zygnematophyceae; Desmidiales; Closteriaceae
Source: the annotation of a GenBank genome assembly